UCCAUCAACGUCGAGAGAGAGAGACUCAAUUCAAUUCCAUUCCAUUAUUCCAUUGAACAGUACCCCAUUUGUUUUCUCGAGUUCCAACCCAUUCCCUGCACAACCACCAUUAUUAUUUCCAUGCAACCUCCUUUCUCGUUCCUCAUUUAGAUUGUAAAGAUAAGGGAAAUUAAGCACUCUCUCUCUCUCUCUUUCUCUCUCUCUCUCUGUCUCCCUCUCUCUUAAAAGAUGUCUGAACCUCUGUGCAUACCCAACUUCCCCUUUUUAAUAACUUUUCCUUCAAUGCGUCGUCCCCAAAAAAACUCUGUUUCUUCCUAUUUUCCUGCACUGUUUUGCUGACUACUAGUAGCUCCCUACGCAAUUCCACACUCUCUUUUGAUUCUUUAUCAACCCUAGAUAUGUAUCCUACUAAAAGCCUAUCUCUCUCUCUCUCUCUCUCUCUCUCUCUACCAAGGCAAAUCAUAAGGCACUCAUGACAUAAUCGCAACCUGCCCUCUCUCUUGUUCGGCCCUCUUCAUUGCCCUUCGUUCAAGGUUUCAUCUUUCAACCAUUGUUUUGAGCAUCUUUUAUUUCAGUCCUUAAUUGUUUAAUUCUCUCUCUCUCACUCUCUCUCUCGAUCUUUGACUGAACUGAGCCUCCUCCAUUCUCAUGUUCCUAAGCUCAAACCCCAUGAGAAGUGCUUCAACUUUGCCUGAUCUCUCUUUACAGAUCAGCCCACCAUCCAUUUUAGAUUUUGAGGUUAAAGAAACAGGCUAUGAAGGAAUGAAAUCAUCAUACAGUGACAGAAGCUCAAUGACGGAGUCCGGUAGUAGCGGUGGUAGCGAUAUGAGCCAGGCAAAUGGUUUCGUCCCCUCUUCUACAGAGAGGGAUUUCAAUUUCAAUCAUAGCCCUGUUGAUCUUGAGCCCACGUUGAGUUUAGGGUUUGAGAUGACAGAUUUGAAUCCACAGCCACUGCAGCAACUACCAACAAGAAACCUACACCAUCAUCGUCACAUCUACUACCAACCUCAAAUCUGUGGCCGGGAGUUCAAGAGGAAUUCAAGAGUGAUUAGUGGAUUUAAGAGGAGUGUCAGAGCUCCGAGAAUGAGAUGGACUUCAACUCUCCAUGCCCACUUUGUUCACGCAGUUCAGCUCCUCGGCGGCCAUGAAAGAGCAACACCGAAAUCUGUUCUAGAGUUGAUGAAUGUCAAGGAUCUAACCCUAGCUCAUGUGAAGAGUCACUUGCAGAUGUAUAGAACAGUGAAGAGCACUGACAAAGGAACAGGUGUUACAGGUCAAGGGCAGACAGAUUAUGGUUUAAACCAGAGGACAGGGAUAGUACUUGAAGCUGAAUCCAACCCUUCUUAUUCUCUAAACCCAUCACUACCAUUACCAGCACUGCAAAAUACCCACAGAGGUUUUUGGUCAUCGUCAAUGGAAACAAAUGAUUGGAGGCAAUCGAGUCAUGAAAAAGCAUUAAAUCAUUCUCAUUUUGGGGCAAAUGAUACCAAGAUGGAUGGACGCGAGACAGCCCUCCACAUGUCUGACAGCAAGAAAGAAAGGUUGGAUGAUAGCAACUUGUCAUCUUCCGAUAUGUUGCUUAAUCUAGAGUUCACUCUUGGAAGGCCAAAUGGACUAUGCUGAAGCUCCAAAUGACUUGACCCUUCUCAAGUGUUAAAACACUAGAAAAUAAAACCAUAUUAUGCUCUCUCUCUCUCUCUCUAGCACGGACGACAUCCUUAGUGUGCAUGCAUUUGUUCCAAGCUCUAUAAAGUUAGUUUGUCCCAGACAGGAAAAGAAAGUCGGAAAUGUUAUGAUUCUAUUAAAUGAA
Camellia sinensis is the source of this 1810-nucleotide messenger RNA. Its product is annotated as putative transcription factor KAN4. The record is from RefSeq and is a predicted model, not a curated record. Gene Ontology annotation, cellular component: nucleus. Gene Ontology annotation, molecular function: transcription cis-regulatory region binding. Gene Ontology annotation, biological process: regulation of DNA-templated transcription; abaxial cell fate specification. Lineage: Eukaryota; Viridiplantae; Streptophyta; Magnoliopsida; Ericales; Theaceae.